AUGGUCAAUAAGGAAUCUAAAGACGAACAAGACGUUGUUGUGCCUCCAACUCAUGCGUACACACCUCAUGCAAACAUGAGUAACUUGAACUUGGAUGGGGAUGAACCAUCAUCUGAUAUUUUCUUCGACCUGUACAUACAAUCCGAUGAACUGUUAAAAGUUGGAGAUAAAUUUCGUUCAAAGGAGGCUUACGUGAAGAGAAGUGAUUCCUGGGUGAUAGGAUCUAUUUCUCAAGAACACACAUGCGUUAACACCAAUUCGUCUCAAGAUCAUCGAAAGCUAAGUUAUGAUCUUAUAUGUCAAGAAAUCUUACCUCAUGCAAGCAAUGAUCCAUCAUUGAAGGAGGACUCCUACAAACAACUUGCACGUUUCUUGACCGCACUUCAGAUUUAUGCUCCUGACACCGUUUCUAUUUUAGAAACACUACCGAUGCAUGAUCCCGAAGGAACGUGUGUCCAAGGAAAUGGGAUAUUCCAUAGACUAUUCUACAUUUUUCAACCUUGCAUAAGAGGAUUUGCAUAUUGCAAACCAGUUCUUCAAAUAGGUGGAGCAUGGUUAUACGGUAAAUAUAAAAGAACCCUAUUGAUGGUUAUUGCACAAUAUGGAAACAACAAUAUUUUUCCAAUUGCAUUAACUCUUGUGGAAGGUGAAACUGCUGGGGGUUGGAGUUUCUUUCUUAAGAAUCUUCAAACAUACAUUUCUCCCCAACCUGAUCUCUGUUUGAUUUCCGAUAGGCAUGCUUCCAUUGAGAGUGCAUACAACAAUCCAGCUAACGGUUGGCACAAACCACCUUCAAAGCAUGUCCACUAUAUUCGAUAUAUUACACAAAAUUUCAUGCGGGAGGUCAAGGAUAAGUUUCUUCAGAAGACUUUUGUCAAUGCGGGAUAUCCAUUAACUCAACAAAUAUUCCAACAUUAUCGCCGUGAAAUAGUAUUGUCAAAUUUGAAUGUAGGCAUGUGGAUUGAUAAUCUUGCCAAAGAGAUAUGGACUAGUGCUUACGAUAACAAGCAACGAUGGAGCCACAUAACAAACAAUCUUGUGGAAUCGAUGAACGGUGUUUUUAAGGGAAUCCAAAACCUUCCAAUUACUGCGUUGAUAAGAUCAACCUACUUUAGGAUGGCUUCGCUAUUCGCAACAAGAGAUGAACGAUGA
Messenger RNA from Vicia villosa (hairy vetch), 1152 nucleotides. RefSeq lists its product as uncharacterized. NCBI's taxonomy places the organism in Eukaryota, Viridiplantae, Streptophyta, Magnoliopsida, Fabales, Fabaceae. The transcript has 3 exons. The record is from RefSeq and is a predicted model, not a curated record. Bases 1 to 1152 code for a protein of 383 amino acids.